GGAAAAGACGAAAGAGGACCUUCUUGUGCCUUCUCUUCUGUAAUCCUGGUGGUGGGAUGUGGGCGCCCCUUUUCCUUCCUUUUCAUUCUGCCGCUUAUUAUCCCUCCCCCUAUAAUUUAAUACACGACGAAGCUUCUAGAAACAACAGAGCUCAUCUCCCUCUCCUCUCUCUCUCUUCCCCCUCUCCACCACCCCACCGAAAUCCCUUUGUCCGUAUUUUUUUUUUCUCUUGGCAUUCCUGGUUUCUCCUUUGAUCUUAGAUUUUUUGUUUUUUUUUUUUUUAUAAUUUUUCUUUUUUUUUAGACCAUGGCUCCACCGCCGGUCGAACAGAUGGGUGAAUCAACUGCUGGUGAUGGGCAGAGGUCUCUGCCGACGCCUUUUCUGACGAAAACAUACCAGCUCGUGGAUGAUCCUUCUAUUGACGACGUGAUUUCAUGGAAUGAGGAUGGUUCCACUUUCAUCGUCUGGCGACCAGCUGAGUUCGCCAGAGAUCUGCUACCGAAAUAUUUCAAGCACAACAAUUUUUCAAGCUUCGUUAGACAGCUUAAUACAUACGGCUUCCGAAAGAUUGUUCCUGAUCGAUGGGAAUUCGCGAAUGACUGUUUCCGCAGAGGAGAAAAAAAGCUUCUCUGCGACAUUCACCGCCGUAAAAUAUCACCGGCCGUCACAGCGGCUGCCGUUACCACAACAGCAUUCCCGGUCGUGCGGGCGGGAUCCCCGACGAAUUCGAGCGACGAGCAAGUCGUCACCUCCACCUCGCCACCUUCGAACGUUCCCGCUACGGCGUGUAGAGCAACAAGCUGCAACAGCGCGGCGGAGCUUCUCGAUGAGAACGAACGACUUAGGAAAGAGAAUAUGCACCUGAAGCACGAACUAACCCAGUUGAAGAACCUUUGCAACAGUAUCCUCGUUUUGAUGACGAAGUACGCCAAUAGUCAGCAAGAAAACUGUAGCUUCUUGGCAGAGAAGCCGCCGCUCGAUCUCUUGCCGGUGAAGCGUAUUUCGGAAGAUUCUGAUGCCGACACUUUGGUGGGGCAGAGCCGAGUGAAGACUGAAGAGGAGAUCAGUCCACGGUUAUUUGGUGUUCCCAUCGGCGUUAAAAGAGCAAGAGGAUGUGAGGAGGAGGAGGAACAGGAAGAGCAGCAGCAGCAGCAGCAGCAACAGCUGCAGCCACCUGGUCCUGAAGCAGAGCCGUGGGAUCAGCAGAAGUCGGAGAAUCAGAACCAUUCGUGGCUCAAAAUCCCAAUCUAACCAGAGAGGGUAUGCAAUUGAAGCUGACCGGUGUAAAGAAUCGAGCAAUUUCAGUGGAAGAGAGAGAGAAAAGAAUGAUGACUGGACACGUGUCAUGUGCACAAAUCACGUGGUUCAUCAUCCUGCGUCUUCUACUUCAAGUUGUAAUCUAUCUAUUCUAAGUUGUAACCUCGGGGUCAGGGAGUAAAACCUAAAAGAACCCAAGGUAGAAGUAGAAUGGAUGAAUCAAGAAGCUUCUUGUUUUGUUUCUA
Molecule: messenger RNA, 1502 nt
Organism: Nelumbo nucifera (sacred lotus)
Lineage: Eukaryota; Viridiplantae; Streptophyta; Magnoliopsida; Proteales; Nelumbonaceae
Product: heat stress transcription factor B-2b-like
Biological process (GO): regulation of transcription by RNA polymerase II
Cellular component (GO): nucleus
Molecular function (GO): RNA polymerase II cis-regulatory region sequence-specific DNA binding; DNA-binding transcription factor activity
Source: RefSeq, a predicted model, not a curated record